AAGUAGCCAAAAUGACAUGAAUAUGAGUUCUAUUUUGAUUUUUGCAUUAGUAGUAGUAUGCAGCAUUGCAAUAUAAUCAGUAUCCACUUUUUAUCCGUUUUUAAUUUUAAAUUUACCAAAAUACUAUUCCAGAUUUUCAUUUUUCCAUUCCCAUUUGUCGAUCCCACUCUCGGUCUGAGACACCACAGAGAAAAAUGCUGGAACGGUUCUUAGGUCCGCGGCGGGCGUGGCGUGUCCGGCGACAUCUCCGUCAUUGUAAGUUAACGCUCCUCUGCCUCGUCCUCACCGUCGUCGUCCUCCGCGGAACCAUUGGCGCCGGAAAGUUCGGUACUCCAGAGCAGGACUUGAGGAACAUUCGAGACACAUUCAACCAUUACCGCAAGCGGACCGAGCCGCGCCGCUUUCUCGAAGAAUCCUCCGGACGCGUCUCGGCCACUAACAGUUACAAUGGAUUCGACGUGACUAGUGUUAUGGUCGACGAAGACGACGGCGAGGCGGAAUCGGGCCGUGAUCCGGCCGUUCCGUACAGUCUAGGGCCGAAGAUUAGCAAUUGGGACCGGCAGAGGGGUCUGUGGCUGAGGAGAAAUCGAGGUUUCCCCAAUUUCCACAGGCGCAAUAAACCUAGGGUUAUGUUGGUUACCGGGUCAUCCCCGAAACCCUGUGAGAAUCCGAUUGGGGAUCAUUACUUGUUAAAGGCGAUCAAGAACAAGAUUGAUUAUUGCAGGUUACAUGGGAUUGAGAUUUUCUACAAUUUGGCCCUGCUCGAUUCUGAAAUGUCCGGGUUUUGGGCAAAACUGCCAUUGAUUAGGAAGCUCAUGCUGUCCCACCCCGAGGUCGAGUUCUUCUGGUGGAUGGACAGUGAUGCCAUGUUCACAGACAUGGCAUUUGAGCUGCCAUGGGAGAAGUACAAAGAGUCCAAUCUGAUCAUCCACGGUUGGGAUCAUAUGGUGUAUGGAGACAGGAAUUGGAUCGGAUUGAACACCGGUAGCUUUCUGCUGAGAAAUUGCCAGUGGUCAUUAGACAUUCUUGAUGAACUGGCCCCUAUGGGACCUAAAGGGAAGGUCAGGGAGGAGGCAGGGAAGAUGCUGACCCAGGAGCUCAAGGGCAGACCGGUUUUCGAAGCUGAUGAUCAGUCUGCAAUGGUGUAUCUGCUGGUGACCCAGAAGGAAAAGUGGGCACCCAAGGUGUACCUGGAGAGCACCUUCUACUUGCACGGCUACUGGGGGAUUUUGGUGGACAAGUAUGAAGAUCUGAUGGAAACCUACCACCCUGGUUUCGGCGAUCAAAGGUGGCCUCUGGUGACACACUUUGUGGGUUGCAAGCCAUGUCUGAAGUUUGGGGACUAUCCAGUGGAGAGGUGCUUGAAGCAGAUGGACCGUGCGUUCAACUUUGGGGACAACCAGAUUCUGCAGAUGUAUGGGUUCAUCCACAAGGAUCUCUCAAGCAAGCGAGUGAAGAGGAUUCGCAACGAGUCUAACAAUCCUCUUGAAGUAAGAGACGAAUACGGGCUGCUUCACCCUUCGUUUAAAGCUGUCAAGGUAUAGGCACAAGAGAAAGAAUUUCUUAAAGUCAGGACGGGAUCCAUUUUGUCAUUGCAAAUUUCAAAUUACCAUCAAAUCCCUUCCCAAAACUCCAGUCUCCAAUUUCGAAAUCCCGCACAGCACUCAACCCUAACAAGGGAAAUCUUGCAUCCUUCCUCGCUCAGAUAUCAGACACUCGAGCUCCUUUCGGCUUAUAAUCCAUUGCAAAUCAUGGAUGGAGAUAGCUCAAAAGAAAGCACUGCCGAUAUGACUCAGUUUGUGCAAAGUCUUCUUCAACAAAUGCAAAGUAGGUUUCAGACAAUGUCAGACUCUAUCGUUCAAAAAAAUAUCCUUUUUUCUUUGACUUUUUGUACAUAUACCUUGUUGUAUAAGUCUUGCAUGCAUUCCAUCUGUUUUGUUUUACUUGAUGUUUUAGCCUUCUUAAAUACUUCAUAGUUUUUAUUUACUUGAUGUUUUAGAAGUACUUGCAGAGGAACCAGAGGAAGAGACAUUUGCUUUUAUUAUGAAGACAUAAAAAAUCUCCCAUUCUAGCGCUAUUAAUUUGAUACAUCUGAUAGAUACAAUAGGGGUCCCUUUGGUCAAAUUCAUAAAUCGGGUUCAGAUAUGAUAGAGUGAAAUUUAGUAUUUGGUUUGUAUUGAGGAAUAAAAGUAGGGUUUAGUUCUCAUCAGAAGAUGGAGGCCCGAUCGCUUUAGGUUGAAGCUCCAAUUGUCUUCUUCUUAGUGUUGCCAACAUAGUCUCCUUGCCACCUUUGGUUGUUACAAAAGUGACCAAAUAAGCAACACUGCAAUAAUAAGUUUGAUACCAGGGGGGGUGUGGGUCUAGGGAAUGGGUUUGAGGGGAGUUUGGAGGGCUUGGUAACAAAACUCAAGGUAUGAGUUUGCAAUUCCCAAAUCCAUACAUGAUAUUCAUCAUUACUAGGUGAACCAAACGGGGAUUUAAGAUUUUAUUUAAUACUCCCAGUUCUAUAAAAGACUUAAGACUAGGCCAAUAAGACUAACCUUUAUUAAAUUCUCCUCGACUCUUUUGCUAUAUCUUAAAGCAUCAAAUAAUGCAAAACAUGAGUAUUUCAUUGAGCAACUAUUCUUUGCAUUUCCCAUGCACACUAUCAUGAAUAUUUCUUCCAUUUGUGAGAAAAGAAAAAUAACAUUCAUGAAUGACUUUAAAAUCAUGUUUGGCUGGUUAUUUUGCAUUAUUUUAGUGGUUGGGAGAAAGGCAUCACGUUGAAUGUUGUCUCUUUUAUUGUAUAAUGCUCAAGACCACCUUGCAUUUUGCUUGAAAGUUUUGUCCUUGACAAUGUCGCACUUGACGAGAUGGGCGAGCGGAUUAAUGAAUUGGAGCAGAGCAUAAACGAGCUGAGGGGAGAAAUGGGCCAGGACGGAUCCCCAUCACCAUCACCUGCUUUGAAGACCAAAGAAGAGCCCAAUGCGACGAAUGAGUCGGAGUAGAUUUGUGCUAUCUUGAUAUGGUUCGUCAUGCAUUAGUUGUGUUCUGUAUGAUUUGAUUGGUACUAUUAUUAUUAUGAUUAUGAACUGGUUUUUAGCUAUUGGAGUAUUGAUCUCUCUAACAUUUUCUUUGAAACCUGUUUUCUGAGAGGAAAAAAAACCCUGAACUACCGACUAUCUUUCAUUUUUCUUGGUUUUGCUUGUAUUAUUCCUGACAUUAACUUAUUAGG
Messenger RNA from Cuscuta campestris, 3214 nucleotides. The record is from the annotation of a GenBank genome assembly. Lineage: Eukaryota; Viridiplantae; Streptophyta; Magnoliopsida; Solanales; Convolvulaceae.